Molecule: messenger RNA, 3246 nt
Organism: Scaptodrosophila lebanonensis
Lineage: Eukaryota; Metazoa; Arthropoda; Insecta; Diptera; Drosophilidae
Gene: AlaRS-m
Product: alanine--tRNA ligase, mitochondrial
Exons: 12
Coding region: 81-3128 (1015 amino acids)
Biological process (GO): alanyl-tRNA aminoacylation; tRNA modification
Cellular component (GO): mitochondrion; cytoplasm
Molecular function (GO): amino acid binding; alanine-tRNA ligase activity; aminoacyl-tRNA deacylase activity
Source: RefSeq, a predicted model, not a curated record
CCCUCUGUGUGGUGUUGUUUAAUUGCCGGUUCCGUCGGCGGCGUUUGUGCCUCUGCAAUUAAAAAAUCAUUGGAAUUGGCAUGUACAAUUCAGCCAAACAGCUGCAACGCGUGCUAACGGCGCGUGAAAUACGGAAAACAUUCAUUGAUUUUUUUACCGUCAACCAUGACCACAAAUUCGUGCGCUCCAGUCCGGUGGUGCCGUUUUGUGAUCCCACAGUGGCGUUUGUCAAUGCGGGCAUGAACCAGUUCAAAUCGGUGUUUCUGGGGACGGCAGUGCCGCCGUACAAACGUGUUGUGAACUCUCAAAAAUGUGUGAGGGUUGGCGGAAAACACAAUGAUUUGUCAGUGGUGGGCGAAGAUGGCUAUCACCACACGUUCUUUGAGAUGCUGGGAAAUUGGUCGUUUGGUGAUUACUUCAAACGAGAAGCUUGUGAAAUGGCGCUGGAGCUUCUGAGAGGUCCUUACAACAUCGAUCCGGCGCGGUUAUAUGUAACCUAUUUUGCCGGUGACAAUCUGCUUGGCAUACCAGCUGAUAUGGAAUGCUUUGAGAUAUGGCGCAGCCUGGGCUUCCCUGCCGAACGGAUUUUGCCCUUCGGCUGUAAGGAUAAUUUCUGGGAAAUGGGCCCCACUGGUCCCUGUGGCCCCUGUACAGAAAUACAUAUCGAUCAUAGACCUCAGUUAGGCAAUGUAAACGAGCGCGCCAAAUUAGUCAAUGCGGGCCGUGCUGAUCUCACAGAGCUCUGGAAUCUGGUAUUCAUACAAUACAAUCGCAACGCUGAUGGAGGCAUAACUCAACUACCUUCAAAGCAUGUAGACACGGGCAUGGGAUUUGAGCGCCUUGCGGCAUUGCUGCAAAAUAAAUCCUCUAACUAUGAUACCGACAUCUUCACACCACUUUUCGAUGGCAUACAGAGUUUUUCAAAAGCGCCUGCCUAUGCGGGCAGCUACCCCGAUGCCACAAAUAAUGCCCUGCUUGACACUAGCUACAGAAUACUCGCGGAUCAUGCGCGCAUGGUGACUGCCUGCCUUGCUGAUGGGAUGUUACCGGAUCAGAAUCAGAAAUUGCGACGCGUGCUGCGCAAGGCCCUCAAUAUAUCAGAACAUGUGUUCGUCCAUGAAAAUCUGCUCUCCCAACUGGUGCCCAUUGUUGUGGAAACACUCGGCGAGGCUUAUCCGGAGAUGUCUGCCAAACAGCAAGCAGUCAUUGAGCUUAUCGCACAUGAACAAGAGGUAUACAAAAACCUACGUGAGAGCUCAUCGAAGGCAUUCGCCGAGGUGCUCACCGAAUUUCCAAAUCUCGACGAUAUAGACCUUAUGGAGUGCCCAGGCUUCGUGCCUGCCUAUCGAGAGUUUCAAGUACAACGUUCCAAGUUUCCGAAUAACACCAUACCCGGCGAAUUUCUGUACAAGUUAACCGACACGUAUGGUCUGACCGAGCAGAGUUUCUUAAAGCUAGCCGAAUUAGAGAACAUGAAUUGCGAUCUUGAACGGUAUCGAGCUGAGGUGUCGCUAGCCAAGCUUAAGGCCAAGGACCCGCAGAGAACUGGAGGCAGCGGAAUCAACAACGAAGCCCACAGGGUGUUGCAAAAACGGAUUGUGGAGGCGCAGGCGCAUCUUACAGGCCAGCUCGCAGCAACAGACAACAGUCACAAAUACGUAUACAGUUACGAUGCAGAAAAUCAAACCUACGAGAUACCCCACCUGCGUACCAAGGUGCUGGGCAUGCUGCAUAAUGAUGCCGAGGUGUCGCGAACUCUGGGCAGUCGUCUCCACGAACCCACUGAUACGCUCUCCAUUGUGACAGCGGCCAGCAAUUUCUACUACGAGUCCGGUGGCCAACAGUCGGACACGGGCAAGCUGCUCGUUUGUGCCAAAAGAGUUGCGAGUAUAGUCUACGAACUAGAUGUGAUCUGCGUGAAGCACUUGAAUGAUUGUGUGGUUCAUGUGUGUCGUUUAUCCGUGCCAAGCGAUGCCUUUGAGUUAUCAGUGGGUGACGAGGUGGAGUUGCGCGUAGAUCCUACACACCGACACAUGAAUACCUGCCAUCAUACGGCAACGCAUUUGCUUAAUGGUGCCAUACGUGGUCUCUUUAACAAGGUUACAUACCAGGUGUCAAGUGCUGUCACGAGCGAGCAAUGCAAACUGGAGGUUGGAUUGCUAGGCAAGCGAAUACAAAAAGGAGAUGUGGAGCAAAUCGAAGAUCUAAUCAACCGUGCUAUUUGCUCUGGAACGCCCGUUCAAGUGGAAAAUUUAACAGCCGCCGAUGUUUUGCAACAAAAUGAUAUAACAAUGGUGCCUGGAGAGGUGUAUCCAGAGCACGGACUACGUUUGGUUAAUGUUCAAUGUCCUGAGUUGCAACUCAGCUCCAAGGAGCUCUGCUGUGGCACACAUGUGACCAACACUAAGGAGCUGUCGUACUUCUGUAUCGUAAACCUCAAGCAAACCAAUCGUGCUCGUUACGCCUUCACCGCAGUAGCCGGACGCGCAGCUGAAAAUGUACUCAAGACGGCCGCUUUGUUGCGCCAUCGUGUGGACCUCUUGGAGCAACAGUUUAAGACUGACAAGCUAACGAAUGCCACGGAGGUUGAGCUGCAAACCAUACGCCAUAAUAUGCUGCACACGGACAUAAAACUUCCUUACGCCUUCAAGUUAGACACGCUGGAUAGUAUCAACGAAAUGCUGCGCAAGCUCAAGGAGAGCUCGCGUACAACUCUCAAGGAGUUCGUCGAGGUGGAAAUGCGCACUCUGUUGCAGGAGAAGCCACUGUCCACACAUCCUUUUAUUUUGCACUACAUCUCAAGCUCAGCUUUGUUGGAGGAGAUUCCGCUGCAGCGUGCCACCAAAUUGUGCACAGAUCGACCUAUUUUGGUUGUUAGCAUGUGUGAUAACAUUGUGAAGGCGCGCUGCUGUGUGCCACAGCAAUUUAUCAGUGGACAGUUCAACGCGGAACAAUGGCUGCAAUCAUUCGCCGCCACCUUCAAGGCACAAGUCUCUGCGCCCAAGGGCCAGGAUGCGCAGGCUGUCUGCAACAUGAAGGGACGCAAAGUGACGAAUCAAUUUGAGGAGCAAUUGGAGAAAGCAUUGGCCAAUGCCAACGCCUUUGCCUUGCGUUAUUUUGAAUUGUGAUUUGUCAUUAAGUCAGAUUUAAGCUUAGGUUUUUUUAUUUUAAAAUUUUACUUUGUAUUGGAAAAGUGUGCUUGUCUUGCAGACGACAAUAAAUUGCAUAGCGAUACAGCCAUCCCAA